UGCAGCAACCAACCCUGGAGCUAAACUUGUACACACACACACACGAGCACACACACACACACAUUUACGCGCACGCGCAAUGUUUGAUUACUGUAACGAUGUGUGCGAAGUGAACGUCGGAAUCUACGGUGAGGAGAUUCGUCUCGCUGAACAUGAAAUCUUAAGCGAUAAAGAAUCUCUUUUUUUCUUGGUUUAAGAUGGAUACAUCUCUCUUUAGUUUCACCGGAGAGCGUCACACACUUCAAGCUUGAUCUGCACUUUAGUAAUUUGUGGGUUCUUUCUUCACGAUGGAGUUGCUCGAGUUGUUCGACGUCCAACAGAUGUUCAACGACUCGCGUUUUCAGGGGAAUUUGAGUGAGCUAGAUGCUGUAGACGAGCCUUUACCUAAGAGCGCAAAGAUCACUGUCGUUGUGGUCUACUUAAUAGUGUGCGUGGUGGGGCUCGUGGGGAACUGCCUGGUCAUGUAUGUAAUUAUAAGGUACACAAAGAUGAAAACUGCCACCAACAUUUACAUCUUUAACCUGGCCUUGGCUGAUGCACUAGUGCUGGCGACUCUUCCUUUCCAAGGCACAGAUGUCAUCCUUGGUUUCUGGCCCUUCGGUCUGGCUCUGUGCAAAGCUGUGGUGGCCAUUGACUAUUACAACAUGUUCACAAGUGUUUUCACCCUGACCAUAAUGAGUGUGGAUCGCUACAUAGCCGUCUGCCACCCUGUGCGCUCCCUGACAGUUCGUACCCCGCUCCGGGCCAAGCUUAUCAACGUGGCUGUGUGGGUGCUGGCGUCAGCCGUAGGACUGCCUGUUAUGAUCAUGGGUCAGGUGGAGGAGGAGAAGGAUGUUCACGGUGCCGAAUGCAUACUGAACUUGCCUAAACCAAGAGAACACUGGUGGCCUGUGUUUGUGAUUUGUGUGUUCCUCUUCUCUUUCUUGAUUCCUGUGGUGAUCAUAAGUGUCUGCUAUGGGUUGAUGGUACGACGUCUGCGCAGUGUCCGUCUCCUGUCUGGUUCUAGAGAGAAGGACCGGAAUCUGAGGAGAAUCACCUAUAUGGUACUGUCUGUGGUCGCUGCUUUUGUGUUGUGCUGGAUGCCAGUGCAGGUCUUGGCUUUGAUCCAGGCCUUGGGCCAUGUGGAUCUUGGAACCAGCCAGUCCUCGAUGGCAGCCAUGCAUUUCUGCAUUGCUCUGGGCUAUGCUAACAGUUGCUUAAACCCUGUCCUCUAUGCCUUCUUGGAUGAAAACUUCAAGAGGUGUUUCCGUGAGUUCUGUAUCCCGACCAACUCCAGUUUGUUCCUAGAAGAGCAGCGCAAGAGGUCACUGAGGCAGGAGAGAGAAUGUGCUGAGGAGGAAGAAAAAGAGGUGGUUAUUGAUGAAGUUGCCAUUCCAGUGUGUGCAGAGUAGAGCUUUUCUAAGUGACCGUAUUCUUGGAUGGCAAGAAACUUCACUAACAGUUCAGUAAAGUUAUGCGAACAUUGCUACUUUUGUCUGGUUUAAAGUUUUUUUAUUUAUCUUUAGCUGACAGAUUAUUUGUGAUGAUUCAGAAUUAUAAAUAUGGAUAUACAAGACCAUUGUUUCACAUGGGACAAAAGGGCUUUUUUUU
Onychostoma macrolepis is the source of this 1590-nucleotide messenger RNA. RefSeq names its product delta-type opioid receptor. Gene Ontology annotation, biological process: neuropeptide signaling pathway. The transcript has 4 exons. Gene Ontology annotation, cellular component: neuron projection; membrane. Lineage: Eukaryota; Metazoa; Chordata; Actinopteri; Cypriniformes; Cyprinidae. Gene Ontology annotation, molecular function: G protein-coupled opioid receptor activity; neuropeptide binding. The record is from RefSeq and is a predicted model, not a curated record. Bases 288 to 1391 code for a protein of 367 amino acids.